UCCCACGCAUAUCUUUGAUCAUUAAUUAGGCAUUAGGGCCUGUUUUCUUCGGCAUAAAACAUCUGAUCUGAAUUGAAUUGAACGGAAUUGAACUGAAUUGAACUGAACUGAAAUGAAUAGUGAUAUGUGAGAGUAAAAGUAUUGUCAAGAGCUGAACUGAAUUGAACUGGACUGGACUGGACUGAACUGAACUGAAAAUAAGUUGGGGACAACAGGCCUUAGUAUCACUAGUUCAACCUAUACAAAAGGAUUUGUUAAAGGAGAAUAUUGAUGUCAUAUAAAUCAUAUCCGGGCUAAAUUUUAAUUUUUUUAUUAACAAUCUAAUGCAAUUACGAUAUUUAUCAAGCUAACAUAAUUAUCAAAAACAUUUUAAAUAACUGAGAAAUGAACUAAAUUACCAUUAUUUAAUGACACCUAGCGUAGUUAAGAAACUUAGCAUUAAUUAAGGGAUCUAGAGCAUUUUCUUAUUAAGAUGGUUUACAAGUUGCUUGGUUUUCAAAUAAUGAUACUUACAUUUGAAUCAAAAUGCAACUACUUCAAAUAUAAUAUGUUCCUAAUUACACCAUGACACCAUGUACAACCUACUCUUUCCAAUAAUUGCAGGUUUUAUUCAGUCAACCAGCAAACCCCCUUAGGCUAAUCAAAGAAUAAACUAAUUGAGAUUCUUGUAGUUAAUCACUUAGAUUUACAUUCAUACAGUAUAUUACCACAUUUGCAACGCAUGAUUCAGAUAUAAGUGAUCCAAUCUAUUUCAUUUGAGAUUGGAAUCCAUCACAUAAGCAAGUACUUCAACUUCUAAUACAGAAACUACGCAUAUCAGGAAAUUAUGUAUUCAUCAACCUUGCAGUUGCAGUUGCAGUUGAUAACCAUGAAGCCUACAUAUGCAUCAAAAGACGCUCAAAUACAGGUGGUGCAAAGAAAAGAAACAAUCUUCGCCGGAAUAUCGAAUAAGGGUGGAGAUCAUCCUGUUGAUUUACAUGUUCAGCAGCUACUUCAGAGGCAGGCCAAGGGCUCAACUCGCCGAAAAAAUACCCAUUUUGAUCGUUCCCUUCUUACACAUGCUUACGAGCGCUGUCGAAAAAUUUGUGCUCAACAUGCUACCACCUUUUAUCUUGGAAGUUUGUUGAUGACUGCGGAAAGAAAGAAAGCAGUAUGGGCUGUUUAUGCUUGGGCCCAAAGAACAGAUGAGCUAGUAGAUGUUGCAAAUUCUAUCCUGGCUAGCCCAGCCAUGUUAGAUAGCUGGGAAGAGAGGCUUGAAGACAUCUUUGCUGGACAGCCACAUGACAUAAUAGACACCGCGUUGGCUCACACUGUUCAACAAUUUCCCCUUGACAUCAAGCUGUUCAAAGAUAUGAUAAAGGGAAUGAGAAUGGAUACAUGGAAAACUCGUUACAACAACUAUCAAGAGCUCGAAAUGUAUUGCUACUAUGUAGCAGGAACAGUUGGCUUAAUGACUGUUCCAAUAGCAGGAAUUUCACCAAAGUGUGUAACUUCUACAACAAGCAUUUAUAAAGCUGCAGUUUCCUUAGGAAUUGGAAACCAGUUAACUAACAUCCUUAGAGAUGUAAUAGAAGAUGCUUCCAUGGGGAGAGUGUACCUUCCACAAGACGAGCUCGAAGAGUUCGGGUUGACAGAUAAAGACAUUUUCUCUAGGAAUGUUACAGAGGAAUGGCGAGAGUUCACAAAGAAUCAGAUAACAAGGGCAAGACAUCAUUACGAUCAAGCAGAACAAGGUGUUUCACAGCUAGACAGUGCUAGUAGGUGGCCGAUUUGGGCAUCAAUGAUGCUGUACAAGAAGAUUUUGGAUAAGAUAGAGGAAAACAAUUACGACAACUUGACAAAGCGAGCUAAAGUUGGGACUGCUGAGAAGCUCCUUAUGCUCCCACUAGCUUACGCCAAAGCCUCAGGGUGGCAGUGUCGAGGCACGAUGUUACUCCCUCACUGAUGUCAUGCUGUACGUUCAUACAAAUAUAGUUCUGGCAAAACUACUUGAUAAACCUCUUGUUGCAUGAUUUAGACUAUUAUGAUGAUUGAUGAGAAGUUGAGUUAUGUAAUCUCGAAAUUAUUUAUCUGAUUAAAUCUCAAAUAUGAUGAAAUCAGAAACUCGAUUUUCAUAAGACUUUGAUAUGUGCUAUUUUACAUGUUAGUUAUUCUGCUUAUAUAUGGAAAAUUUAACCUGAAUAAUCUUAGUUAUGAUCAUCAGCUUUUCCCCGUAGACAUUAAGAUUUUUGUCAAAGGAUCAACUCAACCAAAAGCUUAAGUUGAUGGUUGAGGUUCCUGAAAUAGAUUUAUAUUCUAUCACGCCCCCUCACGCAAGAGCCUUUUGGGCUUGAAGUGUGGAUGCAACACAGGCCGCUCUCAUACCUUGCGCUAAAUAUUCCAAUGAGAAAUGAGCGGUGG
Molecule: messenger RNA, 2400 nt
Organism: Beta vulgaris subsp. vulgaris (sugar beet)
Lineage: Eukaryota; Viridiplantae; Streptophyta; Magnoliopsida; Caryophyllales; Amaranthaceae
Product: phytoene synthase 2, chloroplastic
Exons: 6
Coding region: 827-1945 (372 amino acids)
Biological process (GO): carotenoid biosynthetic process
Molecular function (GO): geranylgeranyl diphosphate synthase activity
Source: RefSeq, a predicted model, not a curated record